AUGGUGUAGUUAAAUGCUAUACGGAUAAUAUAAUUGAUGGCUUUCCCACGAUUAAAUAAUAUUAGUUUCUGAUUACUACCUCCUUCAUUAAUUUUACUAUUAGCUAGUUCAUUAGUAGAACAAGGAGCUGGUACAGGUUGAACGGUGUAUCCACCAUUAUCUGGUAUCCAGAGUCACUCAGGUGGUUCUGUAGAUCUAGCUAUUUUCAGCCUUCAUUUAGCUGGUAUUAGUUCUAUGUUGGGUGCCAUGAACUUCAUUACUACUAUUAUUAAUAUGCGACACCCAGGAAUGGCCAUGCAUAAAUUACCAUUAUUCUGUUGA
This is a messenger RNA of Microbotryum saponariae, 321 nucleotides long. NCBI's taxonomy places the organism in Eukaryota, Fungi, Basidiomycota, Microbotryomycetes, Microbotryales, Microbotryaceae. The record is from the annotation of a GenBank genome assembly.